Acipenser ruthenus (sterlet) is the source of this 5030-nucleotide messenger RNA. Its product is annotated as ran-binding protein 10-like. Lineage: Eukaryota; Metazoa; Chordata; Actinopteri; Acipenseriformes; Acipenseridae. The transcript is spliced from 15 exons. Gene Ontology annotation, biological process: cytoskeleton organization; cell surface receptor signaling pathway. Gene Ontology annotation, molecular function: protein binding. The record is from RefSeq and is a predicted model, not a curated record. Gene Ontology annotation, cellular component: cytoplasm. The coding region runs from base 162 to 1997 and encodes 611 amino acids.
CUCAGCCUAUACUGCCCAAGAGCAUUGGUUAUCCGGGGAUAUCGCACGGCUGUGUCUCUGUAUAUUUCUCUCCCUCUCGUUCUGCGGAUUGACACAAUACAGUCACAAAAUAAAUACAAAAGCAAAACAAAAAAAAAACCUUAAAACAUUAAAGUCAAAAGAUGGCGGAGCUGGGAGCGGGGAUCCUGCAUGGGGGGGAUCUCGCUUUCAAUUACCAGGAGCGAGAGCUUAACGAGCGAUUGAAGCGGCUGUACCCGGCCGUGAACGAGGAAGAGACCCCUUUACCCCGGUCCUGGAGCCCCAAGGAUAAAUACAGCUACAUCGGGCUGUCACAGAACAACCUGCGGGUGCAUUACAAAGGUCACGGGAAGAAUCACAAGGAUGCCGCGUCAGUCCGGGCGACUCACCCCAUCCCGGCUGCCUGUGGGAUCUACUACUUCGAGGUGAAGAUUGUCAGCAAGGGCAGAGAUGGGUACAUGGGAAUAGGGCUGUCAGCGCAAGGAGUCAACAUGAACAGACUGCCUGGUUGGGAUAAACAUUCCUAUGGUUACCAUGGAGAUGACGGGCACUCCUUCUGCUCUUCAGGGACUGGCCAGCCAUACGGUCCCACCUUCACUACGGGCGACGUGAUUGGCUGCUGCGUCAACCUCAUUAACAAUACCUGUUUCUACACCAAGAACGGGCACAGUCUAGGUAUAGCAUUCACAGACCUUCCUCCGAACCUGUACCCCACUGUGGGGCUCCAGACGCCAGGCGAGAUUGUGGACGCAAACUUUGGCCAGCAGCCCUUCGUGUUCGACAUCGAGGACUACAUGAGCGAGUGGAGGGCCAAGAUCCAGGGCAUCAUCGAGCGUUUCCCCAUCGCAGAGCGGCUCGGGGAGUGGCAGUCCGUGCUGCAGAAUAUGGUAUCUUCCUACCUGGUGCACCAUGGGUACUGUGCAACAGCCACUUCCUUCGCCAGAGCCACUGAGACCACGAUUCAGGAGGAACAGACUUCAAUAAAAAACAGACAAAGAAUACAGAAGUUAGUAUUAGCAGGCCGAGUUGGAGAAGCCAUUGAAGCAACGCAGCAGCUCUAUCCAGGACUCCUGGAACACAACCCCAAUUUGCUGUUCAUGUUAAAAUGUCGGCAGUUUGUGGAGAUGGUGAAUGGCACGGACAGCGAGGUUCGCUGCUUCACCACUCGCUCCCCCAAAUCCCAGGACAGCUACCCCGGGUCCCCCAGCAUGAGCCCCCGGCACGGAGCCAGCAACCCCCACCUGCACGGGACAGGAGCGGACAGCCCCACCUGCAGCAAUGGAGUGUCGUCGGGGAAAAACAAACAGUCCCACAAUAAAUACCCCGGCCUGAGCUCCUCCUCCUCCUCUUCCUCCUCCUCCUCCCCUUCCUCCGCCAACUACUCCGAGUCCAACUCCACAGACUCCACCAAGUCCCAGCAGCACAGCAGCACCAGCAACCAGGAGACCAGUGACAGUGAGAUGGAGAUUGAGGCAGAGCACUACAGCAAUGGAGUCCUGGAGAACUCCUCCACCAGAAUAAUGAACGGCACCUACAAACACGAAGAGAUUCUGCAGGCCGACGACUCCAGCCUAGGCAAUGGACUUGCAGAGGAGGGCUGCACCCCCAGGCUGCUCUGCGGAGGGAACCAGGCUGCCACAGAGAGAAUGAUCCAGUUUGGCAGAGAGCUGCAGGGCCUGAACGAGCAGCUGUGUAGAGAGUACGGCAAGAACGCGACGCACAAACAGAUGCUGCAGGAUGCGUUUAGCUUGUUAGCCUACUCCGAUCCCUGGAACUGCCCAGUGGGACAGCAGCUUGACCCCAUGCAGAGGGAAUCUGUUUGUGCCACUCUCAAUAGUGCUAUUCUAGAGUCUCAGAACUUGCCAAAGCAGCCCCCGCUGAUGCUCGCCCUGGGCCAGGCCACGGAGUGCCUGCAGCUGAUGGCCCGUGUCCGCUCCGGAUCCUGCUCCUUCGCCAGAGUCGACAGCUUUUUGCACUAGCCAAGGCUGAGGCAAUGUACAGGACAGCUAACAAGAGGACUUGCAAGUGCUGACCGUGCAGUUGGAGUUGGAGGAGAGCAUGAGUUUGGUUUUGUGUGCUGUAUUCCCAUUGGUUGGGACAUUUGGAAGAGAGAGAGAGGGGGAUGGAAAGAAAAGAAAAAGACAUACAAGACGAGGCUUCUUUUUUAAUUUAGUAUUAUCAAAUACAAAAACGUGUGACACUAUUUAAAGAUAAUUCAUUAUUAUUCUGUUUAUCUAGUCAUUUCGAGUUUUUAUUUUGUGUCUUUUUUGUUGUGCUCAUCUUAGACAUUUAGUUCCGAAACAGCCCUGGUUAACAUUUUAACUUCUUAAUACACACACAUACUGUAUUUUUUUAAAAAUUGAAGACGCCAUGGAAUUUAAGACGCAGCCCAAAUUUCCCACCCUCAAUUUGAGGAAAAAAUAAAACAUCAAAUAAAUCUGCAUUUACAAAGAUACAACCUCAAUUACACAUGGAGGAAGUUUGUGGCCGUCUGCUAUCACACAGAGCAUUACAGUGAUGUGCUGCUUCUCGUUUCCUGUCGUGAUUACUCACACCUUCUCCGUUAGUGAACUGUGGUAUUGCUUGGCAUGUCGAAUAAUACAGGGGUCUGAUCAGCAUUUCCGAUCUGUUUACUCGAAUUUAAGACGCAGGAUAUUUGACAAGAAAAAAAAGGUUUAAAAAGUAUGUCUUAAAUUCGAAGGAAUACGGUUUCUGUAUCUGUAAUCUAAGCAUACAUUGUAAUGAAACCCAAGCACAUACUUUUGUUGCUCAGAACUCAGGUAUGUAAUACAUGUCAUUUUAGCAUAGAAUGUGGGAAAGAAAAAUAUUUACUUUUACCAGCAUUGAUUUCUAGACUCCAUGCUUUAGUAUGAUUUUAAUUUUGUUAUAUUUUCUAACCUUGAGAUUGUGGGGGGGAUAACCUCUGUGUGGAGGUUUCUUCAAAUUCUGUUCACUGGUUAAAAGUCAAGCUUGUGUGAAACGUGCAUGCCACAAGCCUGCUUGCUGGAUCAUCUGUUUGUGCAGCGGGGGAGAAGAAGCUAAACUACAGAGGUUUCUGAUGAAGUCCCCUGGCCAACUUGGAUCUUAUUUGAACUUGUUAAAAUCUGUGAAAUCACUUUCGAUUAGGCUUAGUAUUCAGUGCUGCUCAGGACAGUAGCGUGUACGCUGUAGGUAUUUCAACACCGUCUGCAGCACAGUACGUGGUGGUCCACGUGGUUGGUGGAUAAUCUAUUGCAAAUCAUGUAACUGAGUGAUUUUGUUAUCAGUAAUGAUAAUUACAUUCCAAGAAUAGACGCUUACGAGGGGUUAUUUUUACAACCCAGAACAUGUCCCGAUCUGGCAGAGAAUGCCAUAGCAUUGUGAGGGGAGGGGGCCCUGUGCCAUCUCAUAGAGGCAGGCUGUAAAUACCCAUUAGACUGUGCAGAAACAUCAGCUUUGAUAGAACCCAGGUCCUGGUCAACCACCUACAACCCCCGACCACUGCUGCAUAACAGGCACAGGGCCUCUUUGGAGAUGUAAGGGCUCGCUGCCACCUGUAUACUUUCCUUCACUGGCCCUCUUUUGGGUAGCAGCAUGUCUGUAGGAAGGCCUCUCUUGUAUAAAUAGUCUCACUUCCUCUCCCCUCCUCCCCAAGCAUGGGGACAGUGUCCCUUUUGGAAAGCAAACUCAAAGGACAGCCCUGUCUUAGCGUGCCUGCCUCCCACCAAUGCUAGCACAAGGGCAGCAUUCGAAAACGUUCACUUACCGUACCUCACCAUGUGUAGAAUGUGUCUGAAAGUAUUGUGAACGCGGUCCGCUCGUGUCAAUGCAUUUGUUACGUGUUCAUGAUGUUUCACACCGAACGGUCUGGAAUGUGAUGACUGAACUGGACAUCUUCUCUCCCCCCCCCCCUUACUCUUACUGAUUUCAGCGGGACAAUGCCACCCCCAGGAUCAGGCCAAGCAAUGGGGCUAAGGGGAGCAUGAAGCUGCUUCAGACCCACUUCUCCCACAGAAUGUUGAUAACCAUUUAUGAUGGCUGGUGUCAGUGUUAAAAAGGGGAGCUGUGCAAAAAUGACUCUUACUGUUUUCUUCUUCAGCAUUUCUCGUUUGUACCCCCCCCCCCAAAAAAUACUUGAUGUAAAAAUGUCUAACAUGUCUUUUAAUUUAGGGUAAUUCAGAACCUAAAAGGUAACACUGCCUGUUUUAUUAUGUGGUUAUAUACAGAGUUCACUAACAGUGACACGCUUUUAAUCAUUUGUGUUCUUGGUAUUUAAAAGGUUGCCGUGUCUGAGAAGUGCAUUUUAAUGUCCUCGUUAACCGAGUAAUGACCCGUGAUUCUGAUUGUUCGGGGAAAAGUAUUAUUUCAGUUUAUUAUGUAACCCUAACCUUGUUCUUCUUUUUAUUCUGAGUUCUCACUGGGAGAAACUCGUCUAAUUAGUUCCUCUUAUUCCUGUUUGCCUGGUCAGUAUAGGCUCCAGAUGUCGAUAGAAUGCAGAUUGUGUUGCACUGAACACUGUCCAGGGGAUUGGAAGUGGGGGUAGCAGGUGCAGCAGUGCCCAUGGCUGUGUACAGAGCCAGUGCCCCUCUUUUUAUUGAGUACAGUUGCAUCCGUUUGGGUUCUGAGUACCCCACAGACUAACACCAAGAACUGUGAUAUCUUAAUCCUGAUCUCUAUCGGUCCGAACUCAAAUUCUGCAAUUUCGCGUUUGUCUUUGAUCUGAAUUUGUCUGGAUAAAAUUAAAAUAACGCGCACCCCAAAGGAAUUCUCCAAAGGGCUGAAGGAUUGGAUUGGAACGAUGAAUCAUUAAAGCAAGCUGUGCACAAUGUUUUAUUUUUUAUUGAUUUGUUUUUUUGAUCUUAGUAUUUGUGAAAUAAGUUACCCUCUACUAGCAUGAACCUUUGAAAAAUCUUUAAAAAAAAUAAUAAAAAAAUCAAAUACCUAUGUACUAGAAAUAUGGUAAAGAAAAAAAUAUUGUAUUCUGUUGUAUUUUGACAGAAUUAUUUUUAUUAAAAUACACAUCCAUGUGCAAA